UGGUGACACUACUCUUACAAAAUUUAAAGUUUAUGAAUAUAAGAGGUAAUUUAGUAUUCUAAUUAUAGAAGUAUAUAGUAAUUCAAGGACACUGUUAUACUUGGAUGGGCUAUCAUUAUCAUUAUCAUUGUUGCAUAGAUACCAGCUUCCUAUUUGAUAGGCUCAACAUGUCACAUCAUUUUGUCACAGUUUGCGUAGUAUGUGUUUUAUGUGCUGCACAUACUCCUUGUUCAGCACACGUUGAAUUGUCACAUGCUGGGAGCACAGAUCAUAAUUCUGUCAAGUCUGAAAAGUUACCAGAUUCUAAUGAGCAAUUACAACCAUCUUGGUUACUAAUGAAGUAUAAAGAAACACAGCAGAAAGAUGUGAGAAAAAUGAAUUCAAAUGGUGUAGGAGCUUCUAAUGAUGGUGCUGCUAAAUCUUCUAAUAUAUUAGAUAGUGCCAACAAUACUUCCUCCUUGUUGGUACCAGUUGCCAUAAAUGAAGCUCAUGCUAAAGCAAAAAAUCAAGAAAAUGUAAAACCUAAUGAUAAUAUUCAUAAUACUCAUAUUCCAAUAACACAGGAAGAUUCCUCACCCACAAGAAAUAUAGAAUUAUUAGAAAGACUAGGUCAAAUUGAUAUAAUUUAUAAUGGAGACUUGAAUUCAGUUCAACUUGUUAAAGAUGAAGAUUCUCUUAACAGGAUCAGGACAAAGAGAAAUGUAGAUGUUAUAGAUGAAAAGUAUUUCAUGAAAAGGAUUUUUGAAACUUAUGGAGAUGGUACAAGCAUAACAAUGGAAGGUUUUGAAAAGUUAUUAAAAAAAUUAGGAUUAUUAAGGUUGUUAACAGAUGUAUCUAAAUUGGAAGAACAUAAUGUGGUUACUAGUCAACAUGAAAAUCCAUUAGAUAAAUUAAAAAGUUCACAAAACAGUGGCCUAGCAGAACAUGAGAAUGAAGAUAGGAAAGAAAGGUGCUUAAGUAGCAAAGAAUUAUUAAGUACUGUUGCAAGAGAUAUACCCUAUAAUUUCAUCUCUAAUAAUAAUUCAACAUUACCAAGUUGGCUUUUUGAACGCGUGUGUCCAGCUCUUGUUUAUCAACUAGCAGGUGAAUCAAGUUCAGACAGAAAUGGAUGUAUACGUGUACCAGAAAAUUAUAAGCCAAUAGUUAAUAAAUACCUUGGGGAAGACAUGACACGUAAUAUGGUUCAAGUGUGGGCCUAUUCUACAUUCAGUAUUUUAAUAAUCAGUCUAUGUGGUUUACUUGGUGUAGCUGUUAUACCUUUUAUGGGUAAAGUUUAUUACCAUCAGUUAUUGCAAUUUUUAGUUGCUCUUGCUGUAGGAACACUAUGUGGUGAUGCUCUUAUUCAUCUUCUACCACAUGCAAUGAUGUCUCAUGAUCACAGUCAUGAACAUAGUCAUUAUGAUGAUAAUCAUGGUGAAGCAGACCAAAAAGAACAGCACAAUAUGAAUAUGUGGAAAGGGCUAGUUGCAAUGAUGGGUCUUGCACUUUUCUUUUUUACGGAAAAAGCUUUAAUGAUGUUAGCGGAAUGGAGAAAACUUCGACAACGUCGUAAUAAAUUACCUACACGUGUUAGAGUAAUGAGAGAGACUGAUGGACCAAACAGCAAUGUUGUUGGAGAGAAAUUGUGCAAACAUAAAUAUUCGUCGUAUCCAUACUGUUACGGCGAAAUUAGCACUGAGACUCAAGAUAAUCAUCACAAUCGUCAACAUAAUAAUCAUGAAAGACCUCCCGUGAUCGAGGAGGAAAAACCUUUGACAUCAAAUUGCAAUUCGGUUUCAAAAAUUAUGGCCAGUGACGUAGAGAAGAAAUUAAAUGAAGAUUGGAGGCUAGAGGACUCUAUCGUAAAUACGAAGAAAACUGAUGGUGCAGAUGUACCAUUAAACGAGUCAGAAAGUUACACUGUUAUUAUACGUGAACAUGAAACAAAACACCAUGGUCAUACCCAUUCUCAUGGUCAUGUCCAUUCUGCGCCAGAAUCAAUGUCAAGCGUUGCUUGGAUGGUAGUAAUGGGUGACGGUUUACACAAUUUUACAGAUGGCAUGGCUAUAGGUGCAGCUUUUUCAGCAAAUAUAGCAGGUGGUUUUUCUACAGCGAUAGCUGUAUUCUGCCACGAAUUACCCCACGAGAUAGGAGACUUCGCAGUUUUAUUAAAAGCCGGAAUGAGUGCUAAACAGGCUGUUUUUUAUAAUUUGUUAUCUUCCGUACUUUGUUUGUUCGGUAUGAUAUUUGGUGUAUUAUUAGGAAGUACACCUGCUGUAAGUAGUUGGAUGUUUGCUGCUGCUGCAGGAAUGUUUAUAUAUAUAGCACUAGUAGACAUGAUUCCAGAAUUAUCUUCAAGUCACUCUGUGGAACGUAGCUUUCAAUGGCAGUGUAUUUUACAAGCAUUAGGGCUAUCGUGUGGUCUGGGAAUAAUGUUAAUUAUAGCACUAUACGAACAUGAUCUUAAGAAUAUAUUCAGUGAUUAAGAUUAACUUCAUAAAGACUGAGAACUUUUUCGAACGAUGGUAAGCUCUGCAGUACUUCCUACAGAUCUGUUUAUGGUCAACAUUUGAGUCAAUAAAAUUUUGACUAUGCAUUCUUACCGAAACAA
Messenger RNA from Megachile rotundata (alfalfa leafcutting bee), 2590 nucleotides. Its product is annotated as zinc transporter foi. The record is from RefSeq and is a predicted model, not a curated record. Gene Ontology annotation, biological process: zinc ion import across plasma membrane; intracellular monoatomic cation homeostasis. Gene Ontology annotation, molecular function: monoatomic cation:bicarbonate symporter activity; zinc ion transmembrane transporter activity. NCBI's taxonomy places the organism in Eukaryota, Metazoa, Arthropoda, Insecta, Hymenoptera, Megachilidae. Gene Ontology annotation, cellular component: plasma membrane.